Molecule: messenger RNA, 1080 nt
Organism: Trichoderma citrinoviride
Lineage: Eukaryota; Fungi; Ascomycota; Sordariomycetes; Hypocreales; Hypocreaceae
Product: alpha/beta-hydrolase
Exons: 1
Coding region: 1-1080 (359 amino acids)
Molecular function (GO): hydrolase activity
Source: RefSeq, a predicted model, not a curated record
AUGGACACAUCUCCAUGGACCAUCGAAGAAAUCCUCGCUACGGGCAUCAUGGACCCGGAGUUCGAGGCCGCUUGGAAAGCCAAUGGCUCGCCGCCGGGACGCAUCCCCAGCGACAUUCCCACGUUCCAGAAGACCAUCCAGGCAACCCUCCCAAGCGCCCAGCAAAUGCUCGCAGCUAGCCGACCACCGAACAUUAUCGAGAGAGAAAUCGACAUCCCCAUCGACGACACGUUUUCAUCUCGCACAAUCGUCUGCCAGGCCGCCACGCCCAGCACCUCCCCGUCUCCCAUCGUGAUCCUCGUCCACGGCGGCGGCCACUGCGUUGGGUACCCGGAGCUGGAGCUCACCACCGCGCGGGAACUGGUGUUGGCACAUGAGGCCACUUGCAUCUUGCCGUCCUACCGCCUUGCACCGGAGUACCCUUUCCCUACCGACGUCAACGACAUCUUCGUAGUGGCGCGGUAUAUCGCACGCAAGGCAGCUGAGCAAGAUGGAGGAGGCAUUCUGCCUGCGAAUGCCGACCCAAAGACGGCUUUCAUCAUUGGUGGGCUUUCGGCCGGGGCAGCCAUCAGCAAUGAUGUGGCACACCUUGCUCGGGAUCUUUGUCUAGAGCCUCCACUUACCGGGCUGUUCCUUGCAUGUGGGAUUUUCUUCGAUCCUGAUAGUGUUCCCGAUCGUUACAAGGAACAAUAUCUCUCAAUGGAACAGAACAAGUCUGCCCCCAUCCUCGAUACGGCUUCUCUGAAGCAAUAUAUGAGCGCGUAUAAGGGGGAUAAACCCUUGCCCCUCCGCAAUCCAUCUCCUGUUGGCCAACAGCCUCACUCCAACACUACAACAACUGCAACCGGACGUAACUUCCUGCCGCCUGUAUAUUUCCAAGUCGCUGGGAUGGAUCCUGCGCGGGACGACAGCCUCAUUUACGAACGCAUGCUGCGCGAAGAGUGCGGAGUGCCUACGAGAAUGGAUGUGUAUCAUGGGCUUCCUCAUGGAUUCUGGACACAGUAUCCUGACCUGAAAGCUUCCCGGAAACGGAUGCGAGAUGCUGUAGACGGCGUCGGGUGGUUGUUAGGGAACAAAUAG